AGCGGAGGCCCCGGAGUGGGUGGCCGUGUCAGCAGGGGGUCUUCAUCGCGCCUUCAGGCCAAGAUGGCCUCCCCCAGCGCAGGCCUCCCGGCUCCGGGUAAACAACACCCACGCACUUUCCACCGCCGCUCGAGGGUGAAACCCAAGGCGGAGGCUCAAGGAGAUGAAUUAUGGAUCCGCCUCCUGGGAACUGUCCCUCCCAGGCCACCAGGCCAGUCCGAGGUGCAGCGCCCAGGCCGCUCUGCAGCCGCGGCGGGAGGCCCAGCAGGACCCCGUCUCCAAGCCCCUGAACUUGGACACCGGCCCCGGCUGGUGGGGAGCAGGCCGCCACCAUGGCCGACGAGGAGAAGAAAGCCAAGAAGAAGAAGAAGAAGGGGCAGGAGCCGGAGAAGCCCAAACGGAGCCUGAAGGGGACCUCCCGGCUGUUCAUGGGCUUCCGUGACCGCACGCCCAAGAUCUCCAAGAAGGGCCAGUUCCGCAGCGCGUCCGCCUUCUUCUGGGGCCUGCACACCGGCCCGCAGAAGACCAAGCGCAAGAGGAAGGCGCGCACGGUGCUGCAGUCCACGUCCAAGCUCAUGACGCAGAUGCGCAUGGGCAAGAAGAAGCGCGCCAUGCGGGGCAAGAAGCCGUCCUUCAUGGUCAUCCGCUUCCCCGGCCGCCGGGGCUACGGCCGCCUCCGGCCCCGGGCGCAGUCGCUCAGCAAGGCCUCCACGGCCAUCAACUGGCUCACCAAGCGGUUCCUCAUCAAGAAGGCCGAGGAGUCGGGCAGCGAGCAGGCCGCGGUGGACGCCUGGCUGAGCCGCUCGGGCUCCCACGUGGGCUCCCGCAAGCUGCCCUUCCCCUCGGGCGCCGAGAUCCUGCGGCCGGGGGGCCGCCUGCGGAGGUUCCCGCGCAGCCGCAGCAUCUACGCGUCGGGGGACCCCGUGGGCUUCCUGCCCUUCGAGGACGAGGCCCCGUUCCGGCACGCGGGCUCCCGCAGGUCGCUGUACGGGCUGGAGGGCUUCCAGGACCUGGGCGAGUACUACGACUACCACCGCGAGGGCGACGCCUACUACGACCAGCGGUCGCUCUCCCAGUACGAGGAGCAGGACCCGGGCCUGGCCGCCUACGGCCCCUACAGCCCCGCUUGGCCGCCGUAUGGAGACCACGCUCCCGGGUACCCGCCCGAGGACCCCUACGACCACUACCCCAUGGACUACUACGGGGGCCCCUACUACCCCACGUCUGCCUACGGCUACAGUUACGGCUACGAGGAUCACGAGCCCCCCUACGCGCCCCCAGGGGGGUACGCGUCUCCCUACAGCUACUACGACAGCGAGCCGUACCCGCAGGCCUACUACCUGGACCCCUUUGCACCUUACGAUGCGCCAUACCUGCCCUAUGACCUCCCGUACGAUGUCCCCGCCUGGGAGCCCUACGGGGUGCCCUAUGAGGCCCCCUAUGGCCUCCCCUACGCCGAGGGCAUCUAUGGUGGCGGGGACCAGGCCAUAUACCCUCCUGAAGUGCCCUAUCUGUACCCGGAGGAGCCGGCCUUUGCAUACCCGUGGGUGCCACCACCCAUCAUGUCACCCCACAACCCCUACGCCCACCCCAUGGAUGACAUCGCGGAGCUGGAGGAGCCGGAGGAGGCGGCCGGGGAGCGGCAGGGCACCUCCUUCCGCCUGCCCAGCGCCAGCUUCUUCGAACAGCAAGGCAUGGACAAGCCCGCCAGGUCCAAGCUCUCCCUCAUCCGCAGGUUCCGCCUCUUCCCGCGGCCCCAGGUGAAGCUGUUCGGGAAGGAGAAGCUGGAGGUGCCCCUGCCCCCCUCCUUGGACAUCCCCCUACCCUUGGGGGAGGAGGAGGAGGAGGAGGACGAGGAAGAGGUGCCCCCGGUGCGCACCGGGCCCUACGCCCACCCCUUCUGGGGCUUCCUCACGCCGCGCCAACGCAACCUGCAGCGGGCCCUGUCGGAGGAGGAGGAGGAGGACGAGGAAGAGGUGCCCCCGGUGCGCACCGGGCCCUACGCCCACCCCUUCUGGGGCUUCCUCACGCCGCGCCAACGCAACCUGCAGCGGGCCCUGUCGCCCCAGCGCCCAUCCUCGCCGUGGCCAGGCCGGGCAGGCAGCCGCCGGGGCUUCUCCAGGCCACCGCCUAUACCCGAGAACCCCUUUCUCCAGCACCUGGGUCCCGGGCCGUCCCGGGACUCCCCGCUGGAGGACGCAGACCCUGCCGUGACUGGCGUCUUCCUGGGGAGACACCAUGACCCGGGGCCUGGAGAGCUCACCAAAUCGGCCAGCCCCAGCCCUGAGAAGCCCAAAGAAGAGGCCUCCCCCGGGAACCCCCGGCCAGUAGCAGAGCCUGAGCCCCCAAGCCCAGAGCCCCCCAAGAACUCUCUCCCAGAGCAGAAGGUGCUAAGGCUCAGCCUCUCCCACCCUCUGGCCGCUCGAGAUAGGAUGAGGGCCACGUGGCCACCAUGGCGCCGCUGGGGAACACUGCCCAGUGCCCCAGCCCCCUUGAAGCCCACUGGUGCCCCAGGGCCCCUGCCCAGGGCAGGUGAGCGGCACCAGGCAGGUCCUGGGCGUCUUGCUGUAGUCCUGCCUCGGGUACAAAAACCAAGCUCUCUCCAGCGCGCUGGUCCUGCCACCCUGCAGCCCCCCACCCAGCUGACCAAGGACCCAGAACCCAGCCUUAAGCCAAGAGCCUGGAGUCUGCUCUGGGCCUCUCUCUGGCUGCCAGCGGGGACCCACCGGCCCUGGCCACGAGCACCUGCCUGCCCCGCUUCCUGCCGCCUGGGCCCCGAAGCUGCCUUUCUGCCCCAUGGGGGCCCCUGGGAAGAGGUUGGCCUCAAAAGCUGGUGGAACAAGAUGCACUCCAUCCGCAACCUGCCGUCCACGCGGUUCCUGGAGCAGCACCGGGAGGACGGUGUGGAGGACAUGACGCAGCUGGAAGACCUCCAGGAGACCACUGUGCUGUCCAACCUCAAGACCAGAUUUGAACGGAACCUCAUUUACACCUACAUCGGCAGCAUCCUGGUGUCGGUGAACCCUUACCGGAUGUUCGGAAUCUACGGGCUGGAGCAGGUGCACCAGUACAGUGGGCGGGCCCUGGGAGAGAACCCCCCGCAUCUCUUUGCAAUUGCAAAUCUCGCCUUCGCCAAAAUGCUCGAUGCCAAACAGAACCAGUGCAUAAUUAUCAGUGGCGAGAGCGGCUCUGGAAAAACUGAGGCCACAAAGCUGAUCCUACGCUACCUGGCCUCCAUAAACCAAAAACGGGGCAUCAUGCAGCAGGUGAGUCUUCCUAAGAUCCUGGAGGCCACACCCCUCUUGGAGUCCUUCGGUAACGCCAAAACUGUGAGGAAUGACAAUUCCAGCCGCUUCGGGAAGUUUGUGGAGAUCUUUCUGGAAGGGGGCGUGAUCUCUGGUGCCAUAACCUCCCAGUACCUGCUCGAGAAAUCCAGGAUUGUGUUUCAGGCCAAAAACGAGAGGAACUACCACAUCUUCUACGAGCUGCUGGCUGGGCUGCCUGCCCAGCUCCGGCAGGCCUUCAGCCUGCAGGAGGCUGAGACCUACUACUACCUGAACCAGGGUGGGAACUGUGAGAUCUCGGGGAAGAGUGACGCAGAUGACUUCCGCCGGCUCCUCGCUGCCAUGGAGGUGCUGGGCUUCAGCGGGGAGGACCAGGACAGCAUCUUCCGCAUCCUGGCCUCCAUCCUGCACCUGGGCAACGUCUACUUUGAGAAGUAUGAGACAGACGCACAGGAGGUGGCCUCGGUGGUGAGCGCCCGGGAGAUCCAGGCCGUGGCCGAGCUGCUGCAGAUCUCCCCUGAGGGGCUCCAGAAGGCCAUCACCUUCAAAGUGACCGAGACAAUCCGAGAGAAGAUCUUCACCCCCCUGACUGUGGAGAGUGCCGUGGAUGCCAGGGAUGCCAUCGCCAAGGUCUUGUAUGCGCUGCUGUUCGGGUGGCUCAUCACCAGGGUCAACGCGCUGGUGUCCCCCCAGCAGGACGCACUGUCCAUCGCCAUCUUGGAUAUCUAUGGCUUCGAGGACCUGAGCUUCAACAGUUUCGAGCAGCUGUGCAUCAACUAUGCGAACGAGAACCUUCAGUACCUUUUCAACAAGAUCAUCUUCCAGGAGGAGCAGGAGGAGUACCUCCGCGAACAGAUCGACUGGCGGGAGGUGGCCUUCGCUGACAAUCAGCCCUGCAUCAACCUCAUCUCGCUGAAGCCCUACGGCAUCCUGCGCAUCCUGGAUGACCAGUGCUGCUUUCCCCAGGCCACAGACCACACAUUUCUGCAAAAGUGCCAUUACCACCAUGGCGCCAACCCGCUCUACUCCAAACCCAAGAUGCCAUUGCCCGAGUUCACCAUCAAGCACUACGCAGGCAAAGUCACCUACCAGGUGCACAAGUUCCUGGACAAGAACCAUGACCAGGUGCGUCAGGACGUGCUGGACCUAUUUGUUCGGAGCCGGACACGGGUGGUGGCCCGCCUCUUCUCCAGCCAUGCCCCCCAGGCUGCCCCUCAACGCCUGGGCAAGAGCAGCUCCAUCACCCGCCUCCACAAGGCCCACACCGUGGCAGCCAAGUUCCAACAGUCGCUCCUGGAUCUGAUCGAAAAGAUGGAGAGGUGUAACCCCUUGUUCGUGCGCUGCCUGAAGCCCAAUCACAAGAAGGAGCCAGGCCUCUUUGAGGCAGAUGUGGUCAUGGCGCAGCUGCGCUACUCCGGGCUGCUGGAGACCGUGCGGAUCCGCAAGGAGGGCUUCCCGGUGCGGCUGCCUUUCCAGGCGUUCGUGGACAGGUACCGCUGUCUAGUGGCCCUUGAGCACAACCUGCCAGCCAGUGGGGACAUGUGUGUGUCCGUGCUGAGCCGCCUGUGCACAGUCAUGCCAAACAUGUACCGCGUUGGCGUCAGCAAGCUCUUCCUUAAGGAACACCUCCACCAGCUCUUGGAGAGCAUGCGGGAGCACGUCCGGAACCUGGCAGCCCUCACCCUGCAGCGCUGCCUCCGUGGCUUCUUCAUCCAGCGCCGUUUCCGCUCCUUACGCUGCAAGAUCAUCCUGCUGCAAAGCCGAGCCCGAGGCUACCUGGCCAGGCAACGGUAUCAGCAGAUGAGAAAGAGUCUGGUGAAGUUCCGGUCCUUAGUGAACACAUACGUGAGCCACCGGCGCCACCUCAAGCUGAGGGCAGAGCGGAGGCUCCGGGUGGAGGAGGUGCGGCUACGGGAGCAGGAGGAGCUGAGCAAGCGGGAGGUGGUAGCUGUGGGACACCUGGAGGUGCCAGCAGAGCUGGCUGGGCUCUUGCGAGCAGUGGCAGGCCUUAGGCCAGCCCAGAUGCCCCGGGUGGCCCCCGUCCGGACUCCCCGGCUCCAGGCCGAGCCCCGUGUCACACUGCCCCUGGAUAUCAACAACUACCCCAUGGCCAAGUUUGUCCGGUGCCACUUCAAGGAGCCUGCCUUCGGGAUGCUGACGGUGCCCCUGAGGAUGCCCCUCACUGGGCUGCCAGUAGAGCACCACGCGGAAGCCGUGAGCAUCUUCAAGCUGGUCCUGCGUUUCAUGGGUGACCCCCACCUGCACGGUGCCCAGGAGCACGUCUUCGGGAACUACAUUGUGCAGAAAGGGCUGGCAGUGCCCGAACUCCGGGAUGAGAUCUUGGCACAACUGGCCAACCAGGUGUGGCGCAACUCCAGGACCCACAAUGCCGAGCGGGGCUGGCUCUUGCUGGCUGCCUGCCUCAGCGGCUUUGCACCUUCCUCGCGCCUUAACAAGUACCUGCUCAAGUUUGUGUCUGAUUACGGGCGGAAUGGCUUCCAGGCCGUGUGUCAGCAUCGCCUCAUGCAGGCCAUGGGCCGGGCCCAGCAGCAGGGCCCUGGGGCUGCCCGCACCUUCCCUCCGACCCGGCUCGAGUGGACAGCAGCACAGGAGAAGGCCAGCAUGGCUUUGGAUGUGGGCUGCUUCAACGGCGACCAGUUCUCCUGCCCGGUACACUCCUGGAGCACGGGGGAGGAGCUGGCCGGAGACAUCCUGAGGCACAGGGGGCUGGCGGACGGCUGGCGGGGCUGGACGGUGGCCAUGAAGAACGGGGCCCAGUGGGCGGAGCUGGCCGGCCACGACUACGUGCUGGACCUGGUGUCAGACCUGGAGCUGCUCAGGGACUUCCCACGGCAGAAGUCCUACUUCAUUGUGGGUGCAGAAGGGCCCGUGGCCGGCAGAGGAGGCCCGAGAGCGGUGUUUGGGAACAGCUGGGACUCAGAUGAGGACACGCCCACUAGGCCCCAACCACGGGGGCACAUGCCCAACGUGGCUGACGCCAAUGGGUACUGCAGCCACCAUGAGGACAGCACAGAUGGGGAGACUGAGGCCCAGAGAGGUACAACAACCCAUCCAGGCCUCGACAGCCCUGGAGAGCCUGCUGUGUCCCACAAGGGCCUGGACUGCUACCUGGACAGCCUCUUCGACCCCGUGCUGUCGUGCGGGGAUGCGGACCUGGAGAAGCCGACAGCCAUUGCCUAUCGCAUGAAAGGGGGAGGCCAGCCUGGUGGCGGUGGCAGUAGCAGCACCGAAGACACUCCCAAGAGACCCCCAGAGCCAAAGCCAAUCCCAGGCCUGGACGCCUCCACAUUGGCUCUGCAGCAAGCUUUCAUCCACAAACAGGCCGUGCUGCUGGCCAGAGAGAUGACCCUGCAGGCCAUGGCCCUCCAGCAGCAGCCCCUGAGUCCUGCCCCAAGGCCCUUCCCCCCGGAGAAGCCCCAAGCCCCCGAGGCACGGCCAAAGCUCGCGGGCACUGGACCCCCCGCCAAGCCUGUGCUCCUGCGCUCCACUCCAAAGCCCCUGACCCCCGCCCCUCCGGCCAAGGCCCCCAGGCCCCCCACCAAGCCUGUGGCCGCCCCCAUUCUAGCUCAGGAUCGGUCUUCUCCAGAAACCACUUUGCCCUGCCCCGAGCUGGUCCGGUACUCCACACUCAACUCGGAGCACUUCCCGCAGCCCACGCAGCAGAUCAAGAACAUCGUCAGGCAGUACCAGCAGCCGCCCCAGGGGGGCCAGCCCAAGGCCCUCAGGAAGGACUGCGGGAGGGUGUUCGUGAAGCGGCCAGACCCCCACGAGGAGGCCCUGAUGAUCCUGAAGGGCCAGAUGAGCCACCUGGCGGCAGCACCUGGCACGCAGGUGCCCAGGGAGGCCGUGGCCCUGGUGAAGCCAGUGACCAGCGCUCCAAGGCCAUCCAUGCGACCCACUCCAGCGCUGCCCUCGAGGUCGCUGGAGCCCGCCGAGGACCCAGUGCAGACACAGCUGCACCGCCUCCCCAACCCCAGUUUCUAUGGCUACCAGGACACCCCCUGGCAGAUCUUCCUGCGCAAAGAGGUGUUUUACCCAAAGGACAGCUACAGCCACCCCGUGCAGCUGGACCUCCUGUUCCGGCAGAUCCUGCAUGACACACUCUCCGAGGCCUGCGUGCGCAUCUCCGAGGACGAGAGGCUCAAGAUGAAGGCUCUAUUUGCCCAGAGCCAGCUGGACACGCAGAGGCCGCUGGUGACGGAGAGCGUGAAGCGGGCUGUGGUCAACACCGCACGCGACAGCUGGGAGGUCUACUUCUCCCGCCUCUUCCCCGCCACGGGCAGCGUGGGCACGGGCGUGCAGAUCCUAGCUGUGUCCCACACAGGCAUCAAGCUCCUGCAGAUGGCCAGGGGCAGCCGGGAGGCCAGCGGGCAGCUGCGUGUCCUGCGCACGUACAGCUUUGCGGACAUCCUGUUUGUGACCAUCCCCUCCCGGAACAUGCUGGAGUUCAACCUGGCCAGCGAGAAGGUCAUCCUCUUCUCAGCCCGCGCUCAGCAGGUCAAGACCCUGGUGGACGACUUCAUCCUGGAGCUGAAGAAGGACUCGGACUACGUGGUUGCUGUGAGGAACUUCCUGCCUGAGGACCCGUCGCUGCUGGCCUUCCACAAGGGCGACAUCAUCCACCUGCAGCCCCCCGAGCCACCCCGCCCGGGCUACAGUGCCGGCUGUGUCGUCCGCAAGAAGGUGGUGUAUCUGGAGGAGCUGCAGCGGAGAGGCCCUGACUUCGGCUGGCGGCUCGGGGUGGGCCGCAGGAGAGAGGGUUCCCCCAUCAGGCCUGGCUCGGCUGAUCGUGGGGAGGACGGGCUGGCUCCCCCACCACGCACGAUGCUGGCGUUUGCCCAGAAGUAUUUCCGAGACCCUCAGAGGAGACCCCAGGACGGCCUCAGGCUCAAAUCCAAGGAGAGCCGGGAGUCCAGAACCUUGGAGGACAUGCUUUGCUUCACCAAGAGCCCGCUCCAGGAAUCCCUCAUCGAGCUCAGCGACGCCAGCCUCAGCAAGAUGGCGACCGACAUGUUCCUAGCCGUGAUGCGGUUCAUGGGGGACGCCCCGCUGAAGGGCCAGCGCGAACGGGAUGUGCUCUGCACCCUCCUGAAGCUGUGCACCGAGCAGGAGGCCCUGCGGGACGAGUGCUACUGCCAGGUGGUGAAGCAGCUCACAGACCGCGCCAGCAGCGACCAGGACAGCUGCCAGCGGGGCUGGAGGCUGCUGUACAUCCUGACCGCCUACCACAGCUGCUCGGAGGUCCUCCGGCCACCCCUCGUCCACUUCCUCCAGGACGUGAGCCAGAGCCCAGGCGUGCCCUUCCAGGGAAUCGCCAAGGCCUGUGAGCAGAACCUGCAGAAAACCUUGCGCUUCGGCGGCCGUCUGGAGCUGCCCAGCAGCAUGGAGCUCCGGGCCCUGUUGGCGGGCCGCAGUUCCAAGAGGCAACUCUUUUUCCUCCCUGGAGGCCUGGAACGCCAUCUCAAAAUCAAAACGUGCACCGUGGCCCUGGACGUGGUGAAGGAGAUCUGUGCUGAGAUGGCCUUGACACGCCCUGAGGCCUUCGAUGAGUACGUCAUCUUUCUUGUCACCAACCGAGGCCAGCACGUGUGCCCACUCAGCCGCUGCACCUACAUCCUGGACGUGGCCUCGGAGAUGGAGCAGGCGGAGAGCAGCUACAUGCUCUGGUUCCGGCGUGUGCUCUGGGACCAGCCACUCAAGUUUGAGAAUGAGCUAUACGUGACCAUGCACUAUAACCAGGUCCUGCCCGACUACCUGAAGGGCCUCUUCAGCAGCGUGCCGGCCGGCCAGCCCCGCGAGCAACAGCUGCAGCAAGUGUCCAAGCUGGCUUCCCUGCAGCACCGGGCCAAGGACCACUUCUACCUGCCCAGCAUGCGGGAGGUCCAGCAGUACAUCCCGGCUCAGCUCUUCCACUCCACGGCCGGCGCCGCCUGGCUCAGCCUGGUCAGCCAGCACCGGCAGCAGACACAGGCGCUCAGCCCCCACCAGGCCCGUGCCCAGUUUCUGGGCCUCCUCAGCGCCUCCCCCAUGUUUGGCUCCUCCUUCUUCUUCAUCCAGAGCUGCAGCAACCUUGCUGUGCCGGCCCCCAGCAUCCUUGCCGUCAACCAGAAUGGCCUCAACUUCCUCAGCACUGAGACCCACGAGCUGAUGGUGAAGUUUCCCCUGAAGGAGAUCCAGUCGACGUGGACCCAGCGGCCCACAGCCAGCUCCAGCUACCCCUACGUGGAGAUCGUGCUGGGGGAUGUGGCAGCCCAGUGCACCAUGCAGCUGCAGCUGGAGCAGGGCCUGGAACUGUGCCGAGUGGUGGCUGUGCACGUGGAGAACCUGCUCAGUGCCCGGGAGAAGCAGCUCACGCUGCCCCCCAGUGAGAUCACGCUGCUCUGACCCGCCUCAGCCCUGCAGCUGCACUGCCAGCAGGCUCGCUCUGCGGCCCCAGGGGAGUUCCUGGGCCUCUCCGUGCCGGUGACCUCUACAAGGGCCAGAACUUAGGGGAGACCAAAACAUGGGAGGAGGAAUGACCCAAGUCCCCAGGAACCCAAGACCUAGCCAGAGUUGGGAUGGAGUCGAGACACGCAAUCUUGAGUCAGAAAGCAGGACUCCCCCCGAAGGCUGCCCAUGGGCCUCCUGCCAUGUACACUCAGGCCCGGGCCCCGACUCCCACCUGUGGCCGGGAAGCCCCAAACCAGUGGCCUGGAUGAACUGGACUUUGCCUUUGGUUUGACGGGUCUGAUGUUCAAACCUGCUCCACUUCUCAACCUCUCACAUGUCCUCCUUGGGUGCCCCCGUACGGCCACUCAGCUUGGACUCAUGACCCUUGGUCAUUUCUGUACAAAUAAAAGGUGCACCUGGCAGCCAGUCCUCCAUGGUUGCUGAGUUGCUGGAAAACAAAUCUGAGGGAGGAAGCAGGAGCUGGAGGCCUAGCUGUGCCCCUGACUCACUGCCCAUGAACAGAACUUCCAGCAGAGACAUAUCUUUACCUCUCCUUGCAGACCUCUGUGCCCCCACUCCUUGGGUGACCCCAACCCCAGGCCCCCAUCACUGGAUGGGCCACAUAAGGUUCAAGAGUGGUAUAGUGGAGAAAGAAGCUCCAUGUUAGGGGCUGGGGAGGGAGAAGUCUAGGAGCUUCCCAAGGAAUAGGACUUUGUUAUUGGGUUUUGAAGAAUGAAUAGGAGUUUGCUAGGACUAGAUGGAGCAGAGGGGAGUGAACAUUCCAGAGAAAAUGGUGUUUGUUUCCACUAUAUCCUCCAGAGCCUAGGACAAUGCCUAACACAAAUUAGGCACUUAAAAAAUACUGGUCACGUGAAUAAAAUAAUAAAUGAAUAUUAA
This is a messenger RNA of Myotis brandtii (Brandt's bat), 10631 nucleotides long. RefSeq names its product myosin XVA (gene MYO15A). The transcript is spliced from 68 exons. Gene Ontology annotation, cellular component: cytoskeleton; myosin complex. Lineage: Eukaryota; Metazoa; Chordata; Mammalia; Chiroptera; Vespertilionidae. The coding region runs from base 333 to 9689 and encodes 3118 amino acids. The record is from RefSeq and is a predicted model, not a curated record. Gene Ontology annotation, molecular function: ATP binding; cytoskeletal motor activity; protein binding.